This is a messenger RNA of Arabis nemorensis, 1278 nucleotides long. Lineage: Eukaryota; Viridiplantae; Streptophyta; Magnoliopsida; Brassicales; Brassicaceae. The record is from the annotation of a GenBank genome assembly.
AUGAAUCAGAACGUGUUUCGGAUUCCGGCGACGGUAUAUUACUGUCUAUGGCUUUUCUUCUCCGGCGUACGGAGCGGAUCUAUUGACGGAAUCGGGAAAGUCAGUGAUACUUACGAUGCGAUCUCGUUACUUGAAAAUCAAUUAACGACGGCGAAUCAACCACCACCGUCUCAGCUUCUCAUGGUUCCUCUCACAUUGAUUCAAAAAGCUGCCUCCAAUGGAGCUGUUUGUUUAGAUGGUACAUUACCUGGUUAUCAUCUACACCGUGGUUCUGGAUCAGGAGCUAACCGGUGGCUGAUUCUACUCGAGGGUGGAGGAUGGUGCAACACACGAAGGAGUUGUAUCUUUCGGAAAACAACUCGUCGUGGUUCAUCGAAAUAUAUGGAGAAAGUUUUGGCCUUUACUGGAAUCUUGAGUAAUAAAGCUAAUGAGAAUCCUGACUUUUUCAACUGGAAUAGAGUUAAAUUGCGUUACUGUGAUGGUGCCUCUUUCACUGGCGAUAGUCAGGACGAGAGUUCACAACUUUACUACCGAGGACAACGAAUCUGGCAAGCAGCUAUGGAAGAACUAUUGUCUAAAGGAAUGCAAAAAGCAGAGCAGGCUCUAUUGUCUGGAUGUUCAGCGGGAGGAUUAGCUUCGAUUCUGCAUUGCGAUCAGUUUAAGGAAGUAUUUCCGGGUACUACGAAAGUGAAAUGCUUAAGUGAUGCUGGAAUGUUUAUGGAUGCAGUGGAUGUCUCUGGUGGUCACUCGAUCCGGAAUAUGUUCAAAGGUGUUGUUACAAUACAGAACCUCCAAAAGGAACUGUCCACUACUUGUACAAAGCAUUUGGAUCCAACUUCGUGCUUCUUUCCUCAGAACUUGGUUUCAAACAUUAAGACUCCAAUGUUUCUUCUCAAUGCCGCUUACGACGCUUGGCAGGUACAAGAGAGCUUAGCUCCUCCAUCAGUUGACCUAAGCGGCUCUUGGAAUGCAUGCAAAUCAGAUCACUCACAUUGUAAUUCAACUCAAAUCCAAUUCUUCCAAGACUUCAGGACUCAAAUGGUGAACGCUGUAAAAUCUUUCUUGGCAUCUACACACAACGGUGUGUUCAUAAACUCGUGCUUCGCACACUGCCAAUCCGAAAGACAAGACACUUGGUUUGCACCAGAUUCUCCUCGUCUUCAUGGCAAGACUGUUGCUGAAUCUAUUGGUGAUUGGUACUUUGAACGAACAACAGUGAAAGCCAUUGAUUGUCCUUACCCUUGUGACAAAACAUGUCACAAUCUCAUCUUCAAGUGA